Megalobrama amblycephala (Wuchang bream) is the source of this 810-nucleotide messenger RNA. Its product is annotated as vicilin-like seed storage protein At2g18540. The record is from RefSeq and is a predicted model, not a curated record. The transcript has a single exon. The annotation marks the transcript as partial. NCBI's taxonomy places the organism in Eukaryota, Metazoa, Chordata, Actinopteri, Cypriniformes, Xenocyprididae.
AUGAAGAAACACGAAGAAGAGAAAGAGAGAAUGAAGAUGAUGAUGGAAUAUGAACGACAGAAUCAAGACAAAGAGAGAAAGAGAAGAGAAGAAGAAUUCAGAGAAAGAGAAGGACUGAUCAACAAACUAGAAGAAAAGAAACAGAGAAUGAAGAUGAUGAUGGAGGAAGAACGACAGAAUCAAAACGAGAGAAAGCGGAGAGAAGAAGAAUUUAGAGAAAGAGAAGAACUGAUCAACAAACUAGAAGAAGUGAAAGAGAGAAUGAAGACGAUGAUGGAUGAUGAACGACAGAAUCAAGACAAAGAGAGAAUGAGGAGAGAAGAAGAAUUUAGAGGAAGAGGAGAACAGAUCAACAAACUAGAAGAAAAGAAACAGAGAAUGAAGACGAUGAUGGAGGAAGAACGAAAGAAUCAUGAGAAAGAGAGAAAGAGAAGAGAAGAAGAACUGAAAAGAGAAAUAAGAGAACAAGAGAAACAUCAGAGAGAGAUACGAGACGAGAUGAGACGAGAACGAGAGACAUUCAAACAUGAAAUAGAGGAAAUGAGACAAGAAAAAGAGAAUGUGAUGAAAGAAAAAGAAAAACUUCAGAUCAAAUACGACACAGAAAUAGACAGACUGAUGAACAGAAUAGGGAAUGAGAGGAAGAAAAGAGAAGAGGAAUUUAAUGAGAGAGAAGAACGAUACAAAACACUAAUGAAAGAGAAAGAAGAUCUUCAAUCCAAACAUGAAGAAGAAGAAAACAAUAUAAAGAUCCUGAUGGAGAAACUGAAAAGAGAAAGAGAAGAACUGAUGAAGAAGCAUGAAGAAGAG